AGCAUCAUUGACCAAACUGGACUUAUCAAGCAAUGAAAUCCUGUUUGUUAAUAACGAUGUUUUCCAGCCUUUGCAGGCCUUGACGCAUCUGUGGUUGUUUAAGAAUAAGAUGACUGCACUGGCCAGCAUGCCAGACUCUCUUACCUCCUUGUCACUUAAUGAAAAUCCUUGGACCUGCAACUGUCAUCUGGUGAGCUCCAUGCAGUUACUGAAGGAGAAAGUUCAGACACCCAGUGGCCUAGUUUGCAAUAGUCCACCGAGCCUGAGGGGACGCCAUAUGUUGAGUGUCGGGCCUGAAGUUUGUGCUUUUCCAACUCGCACAGAAAAUCUACCACAGGAAAGCACUUCAAAAUUUAACUCGCUCUAUGGCUUCACAGGAGGACUUUUCUUCAGUUUCGUCAUGUGUCUGAUUGUCUAUUUUGUCACAAAACACUGGAAAUAUAGCAGAGUUGCUAAUCAGGCAGAGGAUGGACACAUCUUACAGAAGGACUCUGUGGAAGAGUUCCCGAGGAGCGUGACCAAUGCCCCUUCAGUAUCCUCACUUCCUCAUAGCUGUGUGAUAAAAGCAAAUACAACAAGGGGCUUUCAGAAGGAAAGUGAAGCUGACACAACAGAAAAAGCACUGUGUGACCAUUUGAACAACACGUCCAAAUCCAGCAGAGAACAUUCAGAAACAAGUUCCCCAGUGAAGAUGCCUAGAGUGGCCGUGCUGCCGGCUCACAGUCCCACAGGUAAAAAGAUCAUGACGAUCUGUAAGGAUGGAAUGGAAAUUGAAAGAUUAACUGAAAGUCCAGACAAAGCCACAAGCCCAGCACUCCAGCAAGUGGGCAGCAAAAAUGUGGAGAAAGCAGUUGAAAUCCCCAGAUGUGUCAGUGCACCGGGCUUACUUCCUAAUGUGGAGAAACAACCUUCUCCAAAAAGGGACCAUGGUUUGCAUUGCUCAUCGUUCAGCCAUGAAAAAACAAGCCCGAUGAGGGAGUGGAUGGAGAAUAGGGAACCUGCCUUGGUGAAAUAUUUUGAAACCCAGCGGGAAGGGCAGGCUUUGAGUCCCAUUACCUGGUUUUUUGGUUCUCAGUGUUCCCGGACUUUGGUAAAUGUAGUUUCUCCAGCAGGAAGUGCUACACAUAUACAAACAGGCAGAGACCGAAUUCACACCGCCUCUAACAAGAGAAGUAAAUCCUGGAGCCCCUUUCACUUCAGCAUCUCCAGUCAUUUAACAGAGGCUCAUGGAGAUAGUGCAUCUAGAAGAAAUUCUGAGAAUGGAUUUGAGGCCAACUCGGUGCAUUCAAGAAGAGACACAGACUGCGAGACUUUAUGUCGAGAACAUUUUAUAAAGAGUGAGUCCACAGAUACUACUGAGGACAGAUCCAAAGAUCAAGGAAUGAAAGAACCAGAUUUGCAGAAAGACAUCUAUCUCAAGAACUGUUGCAUUGCACAGAGUGAAAGCAACAAUCAGGGAGAGACUACGAACACAGGGGAUGUCAACCUCACUCCAGAACCUGAAGCACGAGCCAACUCCCCACUUUCAGAUUUAGCCAGCCCUAGAGAAUAUGCUGGUGCCAGCAACCCAGAUAAUAAAGGCAUUAAGCCUGCAGUGCAGGGCAAAUUAGUUAGCCCCUUUCUUGGAAAAGAAGGUAUCCAUCCCCAGUCUUUCUAUAAUAAUGAUAGAUUGAGAGAAGAGAGGCCCAGCUGUACAAUACCCAGGAGUGAGAAACCUGACAAAGAAUCUUCCUUAAAGAAUAAUAAAUUAACAAAAGAGAGAUUUUGGAAAUACCAUACAAAUUGCUGCAAUGAAUUCCAGCCCUGCCCAACUGCUCAGAAAGUAUUAAAAGAGCUGAAGACUGCACUUCUGACUUCAAGAGAGCAAUUAGAUCUGUCCACGCAGGCUCCCCCCUCUGACAUGGAUCUUCUGAAAGGUAAUGAUAGACUCACCAUUAACCUUUUAGUUAAACUUUCCCAGAGAAGGGAAAAGCAGAGGGCAAAGAAGCAGCCCUGGAAAUGACUGGAGAUUAGUCACUACCAUAAAGUGUAGCCAUGCUGCAGUACCGUAUAGGCUAUGCACUGCUGAUUUGGAUUAAAUUUACACCCAAUUUUAUGAAGAGGUUUUGCCUUCCGCAGCUAACGAACAUCAGUCUGUGGGACUGCUCUUGCGGCAAGGGGGAUCUGUGUGAGCUAAUGCUAGGAAACAGUCUAUGCCCUGUGCUGAUGCUUGUGGCUGCUGGCAAAUGAAGCAUAUUGCAUAAUAAAAGUCCUGGGCAGCAAUGAGACUAUGCAGGCUCUCUCUGCUUAGCAUUAUGCCCCAGCUCACCGCUGGCAGCAGUGUGCGCUGCAGGCCAGCAAGUGAUUGGAUGCCACUUGCCAUGUAUAAUGUCAGGAGCAGCAGAAAUCAAUUUUAAAAUACAAGAUUUUAAAAAUUUUCAUGCCAUUCAAUAGAUGUUUCCCCUUUCCGUUCUCCUUAGAUCUGUCCAUCAGCUAUACAAAUGAGUUAACGUUUGUUUUAGCACCUUGAAAAUGUAAAGCACCACCACGAAGGGAAUUUAGAAGUAUUUCACCUGUAAGUGUUUUUAAUAAAAGGCAAUAUAUUUUCAGUUAUUCAGUAUAUAAUUUUUGGAAAUAACUGCCAAAUAAUGAUGGUCAGCAAACAACUUUGUGAAACUCAACUAUGAAGUAUGCAGGUAAGGAUAGCUUCAGUUGUGAUCUGUUGUAAGACAACAGGGGCUAAUCAUCACUAUAUUUCAGCUACAAUAAUCAUCAGCUAGACUCAGGCAGAAAGAGUAUUUUAACACACAACUUGAAAGGGUUUUACAUCUUCUGAAGCAUCUCACUCCAUCUACCACCAGAAUAUUUGUGUGCAGAUCACUGGUUUGUUGCUGUGAAUUGGGGACAUGUAUUCAGACACUUGUUACCAACCUGUAGAAACUGUGAUAAGGAAUUUUUAGCAGAAUUUAUAAUGUGUCGUGGUGUUUUGUAUUUAACCUAAAUCUUACAGAACAAGAAGUGACCACAACUUUCCUUGCCCAGUAUAUAAACAGUGAGGAGCCACUAACAAACAAAUGGGAAAAGGGAAACAAUAGCACUUUGCCAGAUGCACACGCUUCCUUUGCUCCUGAUGGAAUUUGCCAUCCAGAGUUGCCUGGAGAUGACAGUAAAAUUUUUUGUGGACUUCCUCAGACAAUAACUCUGCAGCUGGGCCAACAAACCAAUAUAUCUCACCAAGAAGCUGGUGCUGAAUGCCAGUCUUUAAGUAAGGCAAUUGUUGAAUCCAUCAAUGAAUUUCAAGGGAGCACUGAAAAAUGCAUUGUAAAAGAUCAGAGCAGGACGGUGGAUAGUUUGGAGCAACUGCAGUUAGGAAAUGCCUCUGUAGGUGCCAAUAAUCUCCUGUCCAGAAGAUGUGAGAAUGCACGUAAUGAACAUGUUGCCCAGGACUGGAAGUCUUUGGAUGCAGAAACUGAUUCGGAUGCACUGACACAAACAUAUAAUACUAUCAAUGAGCAUUUUGCAGGAGGUGAAGAAGGUUGUGUUCCUGCAUCUCCAAGUAUUUUACACAGAGAACUCUGCCAUGUUAAAUCUCUACAACUCAGCACUAUGGCAUCUGUCUAUACUUGCCUCCCUCUCAGUGCAGAUGAAAGCACCCUGGCGCCUGACUCUGAAACUUCCAGUCCAAAUAUUAGUAAAGUUCCUUUAUUGGACGUUCACAAAGUUGAACGUAAAGGUGUAGCAGACAGAGAGCCCAACUGUUAUUUCUCAGAUGAGGUUAUUUCGGAGCAGAAAAUGCACAUUUCUCCAAGCGAAGAGAAAAGUGUAGGCGGACUGAGAGAUGCAAGUACUGAUGCUGAAUUCAUGCUUAAUGAAAAUGAGGGAGCUCAGUUUGAUAUUGACCAGGAGAAAACAAAGGCAUUUCAAUCUGACGGUACUGAGCACAAUUCAUAUGAGUUAGUGAAAGUUGUUAGCUCAAAUGACACAGACGGCCAAAAGAAUACUAGGGAGCUGUUAGCCCCCCGUGACAAUUCGAGGAUUGAAAAUAAAACCUGGCAUAAUACUGACAACCGUCCUUGCAGAAGCUGCUUGGGAAAUUCCUGUGCUUCUAUAGCAGCCGAUCGUAAUGAAUGUGACAAUGCAGAAUGCAGAAAGGAAACUGGCCCUGAGUCUCUCUGCCAACCUGCUGUAUCAAAAGGGAGCAGAUCCUUUACAAAUCCUUCUCUUACUGUUUAUGAAAGUCAAGCAGAAGAAAUCAGUGUUGCAGGCUAUGAUGGUACUUUUUCUCACUCACGCCAGGCCUCCAGGAAUACAGGAAUUCAGCAAUUUACUUGUAAUAAAAAGGACGAGUUUCAGCUCCAGAAUAUACAGGUAAAUCCAAAAACAGAGAAUGAACCAGAUAUGAAAUAUUCUAACUCUAAAUACCCCAUGUUAGUGGCUGGCAACACAGAUGCUAAGCUUUGUGUAGCAGGAGACAACCCCUCUGCCAGUCCAUAUUUAGAAAGCAGACGGCCCCUGGAGAUUGGACUACAUUCUAAGACCAUUCGUCUGCCAGAGCAGUCUCACAGGUCUCUUCUGCAACAAGGUUCUGCGCUUUCCAACCCAUGGAAGAAGGAAUUAGAGCAAAACUGGAAUGAAAGUCCCUCAGGAAAACAACUCAAGAAAACAUAUUGUUCUGUUUUCAGACUACCUACCGAAGGCUCAUCUUUUGGGAAACUUUGCCAGAAUUUAGACUGUACCAUUGAGCCUCCUGAUCUGAGCAAGGGAACAUUCCCCACUACCCUACUGACACCAAAUCCAUAUUUAUUGGGACAAGAAACUGAAAUACAUGCAAAUGGAGGGUCUUGGGCGUUCAACCCUCAACUGAUGGAUAAAGCCACAUAUUUAAGUUGCCUUUAUAAUCCAAAGGCACAGAGGAAACAAGCAAAUGAACUAAGUGUACUUUCUAAUCUCCGCUAUUGUAAAAUUUCAGCAAAAGUAUCCUUUGGUGUGGAGGAGGAGGAAUGGAGGUCAGUGUCUCAAAAAAAAGAAAA
Molecule: messenger RNA, 5009 nt
Organism: Caretta caretta (loggerhead turtle)
Lineage: Eukaryota; Metazoa; Chordata; Testudines; Cheloniidae
Source: RefSeq, a predicted model, not a curated record